CGACCAAGGAUGCAGAGCUUCCUGCAGCUGCUGAGGGGCAGCGGGGGCGCUGGCCCGCCCUUGGCGGAGCUGGUGACCCUCGCAGGCAGGCUGUGCCGGGACCUCCAGGACGACCCCGAGCAGGUGCAGCCUUUGGUCUCAGCCGUGCUGGACAGCCAGCUCCGCCUGUACCUCCUGGACCACGCGGACGUGGCCCUGGUAUGUGCCCGCGCGCUGGCCCAACAGGAGCAGCACCAGGCCGCCUGCCGGCUGCUGGAGGGGUGCCGGGUGCCUGGGGGCAGUGCUGAGCUGGUGCGGCUCUGGAACGACAUCCACUACCAGCUGCUCAUGAAGAGGCUUGGUGUGGCUGAGCUAACACCGGUGCAGAAGUUCCGCUGCAGAAAGAGGAACCCCCCUCCCGCCUCCCUCUGCCCUGAGGGCCUCAAGAGCCGCAACUUCCCCAGAGAAGUUCGCCAGAAGCUGCAGGACUUUGCCUCGGGCGUGAGCACCAACCCCAGCAAGGCUGAGCGGGAGGACCUGGCCUUGGAGACGCGCUUGACCACCGAGCAGGUCUACAACUGGUUUGCCAACUACCGGCGGCGCCAGAGGGCCCUUGCGCAGCGCGGGGCGCCGGCGCAGGAAGCAGCCAAGGACCCGAGGGCGAGGGAGGCGGGUUCCCAGCCUGCAGACCACCCCCACCUUGGCCGUGGGAGCUUGGACAGGCCUCAGGGCUCAGCACCACCUGAGGAAAGUGGGCCUGUCCAGACCCAGCAGACCCCUCAAGAGCCAUGGAAGCCGCUGGCCCUGAGCCCAGAUUUCUCCAGAGAGGAGGCUGUGCCAAUGUCACUGGCCCCCAGGUCUCUGCAGCCUGGUGAGAUGUACCCGGAGGGGCCUGGCUUCCAUCUGGCCGCUGUCCCCCCUGUCUGCCCUGGCCUUGGACUCUGCCCUCUGGCUGCGGGCAGUGACGUGCUGGACCCCUCCCUGGCCGCCCCCGAGUCCUGGCUGAUGUCCCUCGCACUGGUGUCCUCCAAGGAAGUUUCCUUCCAGACCGGGCAGCUGGUCCACGAUCCCGGGCUGAACUUCACCACACACCCUCCUGACGCUGCUGUGGCCACUCCUGCCGCUCUGGGUGAGCCCAGCCCCACGGGAUUCGCUGAGCCUCCCAGCGGCAGCCCCACGAAUGCAGGCCAAGAGGAGGGCCCUGGCACCCACGGUGGCCAGGCAGGAGGGCAGCCAGAUGGCUUCCUGGUGACACAGCCCCCAUUGCAGGCGAGCGGCUUCCUGCUCACCCAGAGCCCCCCAGAGCUGGCCCUGGCCCCGCCUGCCUUCGCCGGCCCCCUGCCCACCGUGGAGCUGAGCCAGCCCCUGCCUUCCAGCCAGGUGCAGUGGCCCGACGCCCAGGCCUCCGGUGACACCUUCUGGGGAGCCAGGAUGCUCCUGGAGCUUUCAGGGGGCAGCCUGGGCUGAGCUGCCCUCUGGAGGCUGGCCGGUGCCCCAGGGGAGCAGGCGUGGACACCUGGCAGCACACGUCACAGAGCUUGCUCCCUACUGAAGAAGGUUGUCCCCAGGGUCCCCCGGGGGUGUCGCCGAGAAGCACUGAGACCUGCUGGGCCCCCUGGCCUGUUGAAUGGUUUGGCGGGCAACUCCCCAUAUGGGAGGAAGCCUCUGAGAAAGGAGCAUGAGGUCGGAGGUCGGGGGUGGGGGGUCCUUGUGCUCAGGCAGCAGCAGUUUGCAGUCAGGCUCCCGGGCAGGCUGGGCAGUGGAGGCCGUGCUCCAGGCAGGAGGCUGCUGCUCUCCCUGUCGCCACCUGUCCUGUGACAAGGCCAGGCCUGUCUGUGGGCCUGGCGAGUGAGGAGUGGGUGGCCUUUGCUCUUUGUGUCUGAGGCUUCCGCACAGGCUCGCGGGCCUGGGGAGGGCCGGUCGGGGGCAGCGACCCCUCUCGUUGGGAUGCGUGGUGUUUGCCGAGCAGAUGUUCUGUCAGUUAAAGUAAAGGUUAAUGUUCUGAGCUC
This is a messenger RNA of Phacochoerus africanus (Common warthog), 1988 nucleotides long. Its product is annotated as anomalous homeobox protein-like. Gene Ontology annotation, biological process: regulation of transcription by RNA polymerase II. The record is from RefSeq and is a predicted model, not a curated record. Lineage: Eukaryota; Metazoa; Chordata; Mammalia; Artiodactyla; Suidae. Gene Ontology annotation, cellular component: nucleus; transcription regulator complex. Gene Ontology annotation, molecular function: RNA polymerase II cis-regulatory region sequence-specific DNA binding; DNA-binding transcription factor activity, RNA polymerase II-specific. The transcript has 9 exons. Bases 10 to 1446 code for a protein of 478 amino acids.